AUGUCUACAACACAGCAGUAUUCCAUCUCAAAUCCCUGGCGAGAUCGUAUUCUCGCCGGACAAGUCUGCUCGGUCAUGAGCGUGAAAUAUGCUUUUGGUAACGAGAUCGCCAUGAUGGCUAGAGUGGCUGGUGUCGAUGGGAUGUUCAUCGACAUGGAACACACUUCCUUCACGACACGCGAGAUAUCACAGCUUGUGCUGGCAUGCAACUACGUGGGUGUGAGCCCCAUUGUCCGCAUCCCUGGCAAGGCACACUGGCAUUUGAGCAGGAUAUUAGACGCUGGGGCGGCAGCUGUUGUCAUCCCUCACUGCGAGACGGUAGAGCAAGUCAGAGAAAUCGUGUUAGACGCCAAAUAUGCUCCACUGGGUCGUCGAGGAUGCACGAACAACCAGCCGAUCCUGUCGUUCCAGACCGUCCCCACAACCGUUCAGAAUGACCUACUGAACCGAGAAACCAUGGUUAUCCCCAUGAUUGAGACACCAGGUGCUGUUGAAUUGGCCGAUGAUUUCCUGGCGAUAGACGGCGUCGAUGGAAUUCUCAUAGGCUCAAACGAUCUGUGCACAGAUUUGGGUAUAGCAGGGCAAUACGACAAUCCUCUCUACCAAGACUCGGUUACUAGAGUUGUGCGAGCCGGUGUACGUGCGGGAAAACCUAUUGGUAUCGGUGGUAUCGGUGGGCGCUUGGAUCUUUUGGAAAAAUGGUUUGCCAUGGGAGCCACGUGGUCCCUGAGUGGUGCAGAUGGGUCCAUGUUGCAGGCAGGUAUGCAGAAGUUAGGGAAAUCGUAUGCAGAGAUCAACGCACGAGUUCAGACACAGCGCUCGUUUCCCAAGAAAGCUAUAAAUGGUUUGAAUGGAGACCAUGUGCCAAGCAGGAAUGGCGUAAAAAGCUGCAAUGGACCUGUGGAUGUGAAUGGACACCAUCAGCCGGAGCGGUUCGUGGUCAAUGGCGUCUGA
Lithohypha guttulata is the source of this 954-nucleotide messenger RNA. RefSeq lists its product as uncharacterized. The transcript has a single exon. The coding region runs from base 1 to 954 and encodes 317 amino acids. Lineage: Eukaryota; Fungi; Ascomycota; Eurotiomycetes; Chaetothyriales; Trichomeriaceae. Gene Ontology annotation, molecular function: aldehyde-lyase activity. The record is from RefSeq and is a predicted model, not a curated record. Gene Ontology annotation, cellular component: cytoplasm.